Molecule: messenger RNA, 1136 nt
Organism: Tachysurus fulvidraco (yellow catfish)
Lineage: Eukaryota; Metazoa; Chordata; Actinopteri; Siluriformes; Bagridae
Product: tyrosine-protein phosphatase non-receptor type substrate 1-like
Exons: 6
Coding region: 188-985 (265 amino acids)
Biological process (GO): response to bacterium
Source: RefSeq, a predicted model, not a curated record
GCAACAUCAUGACCAUUGAUCUGACAGAACAACACCAACAAGUUAAUGUGGGUGUGAGGUGGGUGAUGAGAAUACUACAUAGAAUGUCAUCACAUGUCUUGUUUUAGAGCAUGCUCAGUAACGCCCGGCUAUAAUAUAAAAGCAAGCCGCGCAUUCUUACACACUGUGUUAAGUGUGAACACACAAGAUGUCUGGUUUCUCCGGCUUCUUUUUAAUCUUCUGCACUAUACAUACAGUUGAACUUCGCAGGAAUUAUUCAGGUCCCAAUCCAAAGGAAGUUUAUCAGCCUGACAGAGUUCUCUGUGUGAAUGUGGGGGACUCGGCUACUCUACACUGCUGUGUUUCUGGUAAAGAUGUUGGAGCAGUUUUCUGGUUUAAGCAACCAAAUAGAAAACAUCCCCAGAUUAUGAGCAGAUUGUAUAAAACUGCUGAAGUCACAUUUUUCAAUGAAUUCCAAAAUCUUCGUUUUCAAGUACAAAUCUCUUCAAACUGUUCCAGUAUGACCAUUUCUAACAUCAUCCAGUCUGAUGAAGCCAUGUACUACUGUGCCAUCACAAAACCAUUCAGCACGUUUGGACGUGGGACAUAUUUAAAAAUUAAAGGUGAUCAUGUUACUAUUGCAUCAGAAACAUCUAAAGCAGCUCUGUGUGAUCAUUCAUUGGUGUGUGAACCAACACCGCAUGGAAACAACACUAACACCAACACACAACACAACACAGUGAUAGGUUUGGGAUCGGCUUUGGGUUUGUGCGCACUUCUGAUUUUCUGCCUCACUUAUUUCAUACUGAGGAGAAGAAAAUGUGAUAAAACAAACACUUCUGCUAUUAAAGAUUCUUCAGGAACGAGGCAGGAAUCUGAUGUUGACGAGCUGAAUUACGCAGCUUUGGAAUUCUCUAAACGGAACGCAGUAAAAAGUCGGACACAAACUGACACAACAGGAGACCAAUGCGUUUACUCUACUGUGAAAAACAGCUCUAAUGUUUAAUGUGAAUUAUCUAACACAUUUCUAAUUAAGUGACAUUGUUGUGACAUUUAUAAAGCACUUCUCUUCUUCUUACAUUAAACAUUAUAUUUGUAUAAUAUUUGUAUAUAUUUGUAUAUAUUUACCUGAAUAAAGACAAAAAAGUAAACAUGCA